This is a messenger RNA of Cyprinodon tularosa, 3279 nucleotides long. It is a transcript of the gene tfap2a, whose product is annotated as transcription factor AP-2 alpha. Gene Ontology annotation, cellular component: nucleus. NCBI's taxonomy places the organism in Eukaryota, Metazoa, Chordata, Actinopteri, Cyprinodontiformes, Cyprinodontidae. The transcript is spliced from 7 exons. Bases 555 to 1829 code for a protein of 424 amino acids. Gene Ontology annotation, biological process: anatomical structure development; regulation of transcription by RNA polymerase II; regulation of cell population proliferation. Gene Ontology annotation, molecular function: DNA-binding transcription factor activity, RNA polymerase II-specific; RNA polymerase II transcription regulatory region sequence-specific DNA binding. The record is from RefSeq and is a predicted model, not a curated record.
UCUUUCUCUCUCGCUCCCCCAUCUCUGAUUAGAUAUACUGAUUCCUCCUUUCAAUGGACGUCAUUUAAGCACAGACUCCUGCCUUGAGUUGCGUCCUCCACUUCACGCCAGAUUUCCGACUAUUCUUCCUUUAUUAUUAAGUGUUGCUGUAAUAUUAACAGUCAUGAUUGCGUUCCACUAGGAGUCCAGGAGGGACGACGAAGAAGCGACUCUAUUUUUUUUUUUUCUCCUGCUAAUAUGAGCUCAAGCGAGGGGGACGGUAUAGCACUGUGAUAGAAGCCGGAGUAACUUGCAGAUCCAGCAGCACCGAAUAAUAUCUGCAUUUUAUUUAGGCGCAAAUGACGGCCGGCUCGGAUCUUACCACACCUUUCUGAUGGAUUAUCGUCUUGCUUUCGAGGCGCAUUUCUGAUCCUGCGGGGAGAGAAGACUCUUUUCUGGGGGGCCUAUAUAAUUUUUCCCCUUUUUCGCCCCCCUCCUCUCUCCUCUUUAAACACUAAGAGUGUUUUUUUAAAACAGAUUUUUCUUUUGCCAAAUCGCACCAAAAAUCCUUAAAGAUGUUAGUGCACAGUUUUUCCGCGAUGGACCGCCACGAUGGUACCAGCAACGGGACAGCCAGGCUACCUCAGCUGGGCGGCGUGGGUCAGAGUCCCUACACAAGCGCCCCUCCGCUCUCCCACACACCGAACUCGGACUUCCAACCCCCGUACUUCCCUCCGCCUUACCAGCCCAUCUACCCACAGUCUCAGGACCCGUACUCACACGUCAACGACCCGUACUCCCUGAACUCUCUGCACGCCCAGCAGCAGUCGCAGCACCCGGGCUGGCCGGGCCAGAGGCAGAGCCAGGAGAGCGGCCUGCUGCACCAGCACCGCAGCCUGCCCCACCAGCUGUGCCGGGAGUACCGCAGGGAGGUUCUCCUACCGUCCGGCCACGGCAUCGAUACGGGAUUGUCGGACUCUAUUCCCAUCCAUGGAAUACCUCACCCUUUAGACGACGUUCAGCCUGUUGAGGAUCAAGGAAUACAUAUUCCCGACCAGACUGUAAUUAAAAAAGGUCCAGUUUCUUUAUCCAAGAACAACAGCGUCUCCGCCAUCCCUGUAAAUAAGGACGGUCUUUUUGGAGGAGUGGUCAACCCGAACGAGGUGUUCUGCUCGGUUCCGGGUCGCCUGUCCCUCCUCAGCUCCACUUCAAAGUACAAGGUCACGGUGGCUGAGGUGCAGAGACGCCUCUCGCCGCCCGAGUGCCUCAACGCCUCUCUGCUGGGAGGGGUGCUGAGAAGGGCCAAGUCUAAGAACGGGGGUAGAUCUCUAAGGGAGAAGUUGGAUAAAAUCGGUUUGAAUCUACCUGCUGGAAGACGCAAGGCAGCCAACGUCACCUUACUGACGUCACUAGUUGAAGGCGAAGCGGUGCAUCUUGCCAGGGACUUUGGUUAUGUGUGCGAGACCGAGUUUCCAGCCAAGGCAGUAGCGGAAUAUGUAAACCGUCAACAUUCCGACCCAAACGAACAAGUCCAAAGAAAAAACAUGCUGUUGGCCACGAAGCAAGUCUGCAAAGAGUUCACAGACCUGCUGUCCCAGGACCGCUCGCCUCUUGGAAACUCCCGGCCGCAGCCCAUCCUUGAACCAGGAAUUCAAAGCUGUUUGACCCACUUCAGUCUCAUCUCACACGGUUUCGGGACCCCAGCGCUGUGCGCGGCUGUCACGGCCCUCCAGAACUAUCUGACCGAGGCUAUUAAAGCCAUGGACAAAAUGUACCUCAACAACAACCCCAACAGUCACUCAGAUAACGGCACUAAAGGCGGGGACAAAGAUGAGAAGCACAGAAAGUGACGUUUCCUCCUCGACCAGUGGGGGGGCAACAUGCCAGGGGCGCUUCUUCUGCACCGACCCAUACAGCAUCCCCUCGCCCCCUAUACCCACCCGAUAUAAAUAUUAUAAAUAUCUUAUAAAUAUUAUUGAUAAAGUUAAACGUGCCACUUCCUGAUCUGAUCUUGCGCCGUUUUUUACAUGUUUUCUGUUUUCACGCUCACUUUGGAUUCAAACGGGAAGCGACGCAAAGAAUCUUCCUCUUCUUCCAACACCUGAACGAUAUUAAAAGGGUUAUUUAAAAAAAAAAGAAAGAAAAAAAGAAUGAAAGAAAGAAAAAAACGAAAAGAAGAUGCAGAGAAAUCGCUCCAGGGCGAAGGGGAAAGGUGCACUGCCUCACCCAGAAGACUUUUUAUGUACCCCCCCCCCUUUCUCCACCCUCCUGUUUUUUUAUGAGCUGCAACGAAUGGACUGAAAUCCAGCGACCCCCUUCUCUAUAUCUCACUUUUACGAUUGUGACAAGAGAGGAAAAAAAAAAUAAAAUAACGAAGCUAAAAGAGGAUGAAUUCUUAUCAGUAUUGUGAAUAAUAAACUUGAAAAAGCAAAGAGAAAUUUCACAGCUCUCCAUGUCAUGACUUCAUUUGUAGACUCCCCCCUUCUCUUUCUCUUCUCUUUCUCCGAACGACCAACUUGAACUUUUUUUUUUUUUUUUUUUUUUUUUGAAUUUAAACACGAUUCACGGUUAUAUAAGGGAAUCCGUGUUCAUGUAUGUAUAUAUUUAUUUAUGUGUAAUUUAAUGGGAAUUGUAAAUAUGGUGCGUCUGUUGAAACUUCUUUUUUUUAUUUAUCUGGUGCCUCCUGUUUUAGUGGGUUUUGAAUAUUCGGUUAGUUCUUCAUGUGAAUUUAUGGUUCUAGAAAGCAGAAGUUUUUGGGGUAUUUUUUUUUUAAUUAUUAUUAUUUUAUUUCUCUGGGAUAUUUCGAUUCAGCCCUCUUGUAGCAUGCUGAGGUGACACUGAAGCAAGUGAACAAAUUUUAAUAGAAAUAAACUUCAAAUUUCUCUCAAUAUAUAUCAACUUAUUCAGUUUUUUUUUAUUAUCAUUUGACCCCGAGGUAAUUUUGUUUAUUUUGUGUGUCUAAUUUGCGUUAAUAGACAAGCUUCUAUGUGUUGUGCCAAUCAGAAUAAGUUUCACCUCUUGUUCUCUUCUUGAAGCACCAUAAAAGCAAUAAAUUGAAUAUUGUCGUCCCCCCCUCCACCCCAGUGUCCGAAAAGACAUUCAGAGAAUUUUAUUUUCUUUUUUCUUCAUUUUUUUUUUUAUUUGGAACCACCUGCUAUCUUGUUAUAUGUCCGAUUAUGUCCAAAACUGGAGGCGGUUUUAGCUGUAUUGUAUAGACAUGUGCUGGCAAUAGUUCCUAUGCCUGUCAAUGUAUUAUAGUCCUUUGUUGCCCAGAAAAAAAUAAAUAUUUGAUACGCUUCA